Molecule: messenger RNA, 4986 nt
Organism: Daucus carota subsp. sativus
Lineage: Eukaryota; Viridiplantae; Streptophyta; Magnoliopsida; Apiales; Apiaceae
Exons: 15
Coding region: 1-4986 (1661 amino acids)
Biological process (GO): telomere maintenance; DNA repair
Molecular function (GO): DNA helicase activity
Source: RefSeq, a predicted model, not a curated record
AUGGCUGAGAUUUUUCAGUUUGAUGAUGGAUGUCCUCUGGGUUCUGUUGCCGGAUCCUCAAACCCAAUCGGAAAGGGUAAAUCACCAAGGAAGGUUUUGGCUGAUGUUACUAACCAGCAAUCUACGGUUGCGCGGACUUUUCAUGGCAGAGUCAACAAACCUGUUGCCACUAAUAAAGGAUUAGCUGCUGCAUGCAAUCAUUGUGCUGCAGGAUCAACUCUGUCUGUUGACUUAGGAAUCAAGGCGAACGUGCAUCGUCCAAGCCUUGGAAUGUUUUCAUCUGAAAACACAGAUCGUAAUGCUCAUGUCUCUGCCGACAUGAAUGGAAGAAGCUUUGGAAUGUUUUCAUCCGAAAACACACAUCCUCAUACUCAAACUUCUGCAUUGCAAGCCAACUCUCUACCAGAUGUUUUCCAGGAUAAAAGGAGGAAAGCUGGGUCUGGGUGCCCUCAAGGUGAAAGUAAACAUGGCCCUAAAGUGAAAAGGAAGAAGUCUACAAUGCAGAACCCAGAGAAUCUGAAGAAUAUCAGUCGCAACAUAUUUGAUGAACUUACAAGCCAAGUUAUUAGUCACAAUAUUGCAACGCAUCUUGACGAUGGAGAAUCUUCAUUCAUAGCUGAUGAUGAGUUGUACGAUGAUUUUCUAGAAGUUGAGGAUUAUGAUGAACAUUCUGAUGAAUUCAAUCGCCGAUAUGAGAGAAACCUCAAACCUGUUCCAAAAGGGUACGGCUUUCUUGGCCCUCCUACCGGCAAAUGUGCAAAAUGUCAGUCAAUUAUGUGGAAUGAGGAACGAUGUAACAAAACUGUUAAAAAAGGAUUGUUCAAAUACAACAUCUGCUGUGGCAAUGGGAAGAUAAAGCUCCCAGCAGCUCCAAGAACCCCAUCAUACUUAUGGCAACUUUAUAAUGACCCAGUCAAAGGUCCUCACUUUCAUCGUAACACACGUGUGUACAAUUCAAUGUUUGCCUUUACGUCAACCGGUGGGAAUGUCGACUCAUCUAUAAACAAAGGGGGCUCACCUUAUGUAUAUAAGUUGAAUGGUCAGAAUCACCACCUGUUUGGGGCUUUGAUCCCAGACGAGGGAAAAGAUCCAAAAUUCUGUCAACUAUACAUCUAUGACACUGCCAACGAGGUUCAGAAUAGGCUUAGGUGGAUUGAAGUUGAUCGUUCAGAUGAGAUAGAUGAGGAGAUUAUCAGUGGAUUAAUUGUAAUGUUGGAUGAAAAGAAUGAACUGGUAAAAAAAUUCAGGAGUGCUCGAGAUAGGUUUGAAAACAAUGAGGUUGUGGAAUUGGAUAUAUUCUUGAAAGUAUCUCGCGCUACUGAUGGAAGGGAGAAUCGCGUUGGACCUUCAAAUGAAGUUGCUGGAAUUCUGGUUGGAGAUCAAGAAGAGACUGAUGAGAGUCGUGAUGUUAUUGUUGAUGAUAUCAAAUCUGGACUGCAACGUAUAACCAAUAUUCACCCAAAACUGAUGGCGUUGCAGUACCCGCUUCUCUUUCCAUGUGGUGAGGAUGGCUUUCAUUUAGGAUUAAAAUAUGAACCAACCGAAGAACAGCGAGGUAAGACCAGAGAAAGCAUUACGUUGAAGGAUUACUAUGCAUACAGGCUACAAGUACGACACAACGAAGGCAUGACUCCCAGACUUGGUGGACGAUUAUUUCAGCAGUACAUUGUAGAUGCGUUUUCAACAAUCGAGCAGGCGCGCCUGUGGUGGUUCAGAACUCAUCAAACAACUUUAAGGAGUGAGUUAUACAGUCACAUCUGUGACUCAAUUAGAUCUGGUGAUUCAGAUAAAUCCAAUCUUGGAAAAAGUUUCAUUUUACCAGCCGGCUAUGUAGGUUCAAAACGCUAUAUGCAACAAAAUUUCCAGGAUGCUCUUGCUGUUUGUCGUCACAUAGGGCAUCCGGACAUUUUUCUGACUAUGACGUCAAACCCAAUGUGGCCAGAGGUUAUUGAGAUGAUGAAACUCAUUCCAUUUGGCACACCUGUUGACAAUCCAGAUAUAAUAGCUCGAGUUUUUAAGCUUAAACUGAAUCAACUACUGAAUGACAUUCGUCAGGAUAAGUUCUUUGGUACAUGCAUUGGAGUCAUGUAUGUUGUGGAAUUCCAGAAGCGAGGACUACCGCAUGUCCACAUGCUUAUAUGGCUUGAUGCUGAGUCUAAGAUUAAUUUGAAACGAAACGUUGACCAUUAUGUUUCCGCAGAAAUCCCUGAUCCAGAAACAGAUCCAUCGGCUUACGAGGCAGUUAAGCAGUUUAUGAUUCAUGGGCCAUGUGGACCUGAAUUUCCAAAAUCGCCAUGCAUGGUUAAUCACAAGUGUUCAAGGCAUUUUCCCAAAAAGUAUUCAACCAGCACAAGUUUUGAUGAAUCCGGUUUCCCCAUGUACAAGAGAUCCAACUCUGGGAUUACUAUCAAAGUAAGAAAUGCAGAGCUUGAUAAUCAGUGGGUUGUCCCCUACAAUAGAGAUUUGUUGGUUAAAUACCAAUGUCAUAUUAAUAUUGAGAUUUGCUGUCAUGCUCGGAGUAUAAAAUAUUUGUUCAAAUAUUGUCUGAAAGGCCCUGAUAGAGCAACUGUUGAAAUCAAAGGGUCUCGACCGGUCAAGAAAAUUCAGCCAGAAGAUCCUGUGGACGAGAUUCAACAAUAUUUUGAUGGACGCUAUAUUUGUGGUGCCGAGUCUGCAUAUCGUACAUUUGGUUUUGAUAUUCAUCACAGGUCCAUAUCAGUUGAACGUUUACCUUUCCACCUACCCAACAAAAGGCCCUGUACUUUUCGAUCGGACGAACCUUUGAAGAAGAUCGUCAACCGUGAGAAAUCACGCAAAAGCAAGCUUGAGGCAUACUUUCUUCUGAAUACCAUUGAUCACACUGCCAGACAAUAUACAUAUGAUGAGAUUCCAAAGCACUAUGUUUGGAACGACAAGCAGUGUGUGUGGUCCCCUCGCAAGAAAGGAUUCCAACUAGGGCGUCUAACCUACUGUCAUCAUAGUAGUGGCGAUGUUUGGUAUUUACGUAUGUUACUAUCUAGGAUUAAAGGACCUCAAUCAUUUGAGUCUUUGAGAACUAUCAACGGAAAAAUAUACAAAUCUUUUCAGGAAGCUGCUAAUCAUUAUGGCUUUCUCAAUGACGACAAUGAAUGGAAUGAAGUUAUUUCAGAGUGUGCAAAAUGUGGAUUUGCAUCACAGAUCAGGCAACUAUUUGUGCAUAUCAUUGUCAACUGCCAAGUCAAUGAUAUCUUCAAAUUGUGGUCUUCACAUAUUGACUCAAUGACUGAUGAUAUACUAUACCACCGAAGGAAGACCUGUGGCAAUCCAAUGCUCAUUCUUUCUGAUGAAGAGAUCCAGAAUCAUGCACUUGGAGAUGUUCAUCAAUUGCUAAAGGGUGUGGGGAAGAGUUUGUCUGAUUUCCCAAUGCUGCCGCAACCUCCUGCUAUUUACUUGAGCACUGGAACUAAUAAUCUUAUUUUGGAUGAGACAAACUAUAAUAUUGAAGACAUGCGUUCCAAAUAUGAGGCAUUCAUCAAGGAUUGCAACCAAGAACAGCUAAGAGUUUUCGAAGAGGUAAUGCAUUCAGUAGAGAACAGAGAGGGUGGUGUUUUUUUUGUUUAUGGGAGCGGUGGUUGUGGUAAAACAUUCUUGUGGAAAACAUUGAUACACAAGUUACGGUCUGAGCGUAAGAUUGUGUUGCCUGUAGCGUCAUCUGGAAUUGCUGCUACUCUCCUCCCAGGUGGUCGUACAGCUCAUUCUCGCUUUAAGAUUCCAAUACUUCUUGAUGAUUUUUCUAUAUGCAACAUUUCACACGAUUCUGACAUUGCUGCUCUAAUCAAAGAAACCAGUUUAAUUAUAUGGGACGAAGCUCCAAUGACGCAUCGAUAUGCGUUUGAAUGUCUGGACAGAACAUUGCGUGACUUAAUGAAAGUAGUUGAUCCUCAACGAUUUCAUCAACCAUUUGGAGGAAUUACAAUCGUGUUUGGUGGUGAUUUCCGACAAGUUCUUCCUGUUAUUCCAUUUGCGCCUCGUGCUGAUGUUGUUAAUGCCAGUAUCACUCGAUCACGGAUUUGGAAAUUUUGCAAAGUUUUUACCUUAAACCAGAACAUGCGUUUAGGGCAAUCAGAUGAUGAACACUGUAAUGAGGUUUUGCGAGAGUUUGCCAGCUGGGUUCUGUCUAUCGGGAAUGGUUUGCUUUCAAGUGCAUAUUCAACAGAAUCCAAUCUCAGUGAGUUUGAUAUAGAUCUUCCACAGCGCUACUGCAAUAUGUCAACCUCAAACUCCAUUGACAAAAUGAUUGAUGCCGUUUUUCCUGAUAUAGAAAAGCAGUAUCACUCCCCACGUUAUCUUGGCGAAAGAGCGAUACUUACACCAACCAACAAGACUGCCUCUCAUAUUAACUCUUUCAUUGUGGAUAAACUACCUGGUGAAGCAAUUGCAUACUUUAGUCGAGAUGAAGCUCAAGAAUUUGGUGGUUCUGAAAAUGAAUUCCCUAUGUGUUUCCCAUCUGAGUACUUGCACAAACUUAAUAUACCUGGUAUUCCUGCGCAUGAGUUGAUUCUCAAAGAAGGUGCAAUGGUAAUGUUGAUGAGGAAUCUUGAUCAGACAGUAGGCCUUUGCAAUGGUACCAGAAUGAUUGUUACAAAAUGUCUAAAACACUCCGUGCAGUGCGAAGUUAUAUGUGGAUCAUCUGUUGGUCUUCGUUUUUUCAUACCGAGGAUCGAGUGUUGUCCCAGUGACACAAAGCUGCCAUUCAAAUUUAUUCGCAACCAACUUCCACUACAGAUAUGUUACGCAAUGACUAUCAACAAAUCCCAAGGGCAAUCUCUCUCAUUCGUUGGUUUAUAUCUACCCAAACCAGUUUUCAGUCAUGGUCAAUUAUACGUUGCUAUCAGUCGGGUUACCUCACCUGAAGGUCUACAGAUAUUCAUCGAUGAUGAAUUUGGCAAAUGCACAUGCAGAACCAAGAAUGUUGUAUAUCCAGAAGUGUUCUACAACAUAUCAUAG